Molecule: messenger RNA, 897 nt
Organism: Besnoitia besnoiti
Lineage: Eukaryota; Apicomplexa; Conoidasida; Eucoccidiorida; Sarcocystidae
Exons: 4
Coding region: 1-897 (298 amino acids)
Source: RefSeq, a predicted model, not a curated record
AUGGCGUCCCUGCUUCAUUCCUUCAUUCUGUCCACGGAGGGGACGUGUGUCGGCGACGCGGCGUUUUCUCUUCUCGCCAAACUCGGCGGCGCCAAGCUAGGACUGGAGAAGAACUUGACGACUACGUUGUUCUACCUUCGCCACCCCGAGCUUCUGCAGCAGUUCAUGACUGAAUGGACUGCGACACAGAUCUUGGGGAGUCCCUCGCCAGAUGUUGAGCGUCAUCUGCACGCGAUGCAUUGCCACCGCACCGUGCGGCUGCGCCACCAGAGGACUCUCGCAGAUCUCGAAACCGUGUGCACGACUGCUGGGCUGCGAGAGCCCACGGCGUCUUCGGCUGUCGGCUUCUCGCAUGCGAACCGCACGCCGGGCAGCGGCGUCUUCCGGUCGCACAGCAGCAUCCACAGCGAGACCGACACCUGGCUAGAGGCUGAGGGCCUCGGCUUCGAAGAUGUGGGAGCUGAGCACCGAGUGACGGACUCUUCCUCGGUGACAGAGGCAGAGAAGUUCCUGCAGACUCUCCCGCCUGAGUUCACAGAGCUUCUGCAGGCCUCCGGGGGCAGCGUAUUGACCGCAGGCAGCUCGCCCGCGUGGCGCAUGCCCGACGGUGAUGAGCAGGGCGGCUUCUUUGGCGAUGAUCAGUACGAGCAAUGCAGCGCAUUUGACGGGGGUCAAGCCGCUGCGGCCUUCUCUCCGCUGCCGGCUUAUCCGCCAGAAGCCGCGGAGGAGGACCAGGAGAAGGCCUCCACGUUUGUCCCGCGCAGCAAGAUGGAGUUCUUCGAACACCAGCUGCAGAUCCUGUCAGACUUCCUCGUCGAUGUAGAGCAAACCGACAAGAAACUCGAUGGGUUCCUCGAGGAAGCCGAGACGCACGGCCAAGAGGGAGAGGAGGCGUGA